AUGGCCCAACACGGCUUCAGCCAGUUUAGCAAUGGCCAUGGCGGGGCGAGUAUCGACCCUAAUGAUCUCGCCAUGUCAGGUGGCUACUCACCCUCAUUCAACAACUUCAACUCCAACUCUGGAAGCGGUACCAACGGCUUCACCAACAGUUCCGCCAUGUUUGAUGACGAUGAGCUUCUCGAUGGCCUUAACGGACCCCCUGUCACCCAAUCUGGAAUGUCAGGUCAAGGCCAGGACUACUCCGGACUAAGUAUGGGUGGAUUUUCUCAGAAUGCCUUCUCCCACCGUAACUCUGGACUGCAAAUCGACCAGUCCCAUAUGAACGGCUACUCAAGUACACCCGACGGAGAUCCUAUUCAGAGUCCCUUCAACACCGGUUUUAACCCUCAGUACCGGCAAAUGCAAGGCCACUCCCUUGGAACUUCCCUACAUUCACCCUUGUCCUACUCGGAGUCUCCCUUGGCUGGUGCCAUGAAUGCCGAUAGCAACGAUCCGAACUACCUCAAGACCAGAGCUCGAAUGUCUCAGCAGAUGCAGCGAAAGACGUCCAACAGCCGUAGUCCCAUGUCUCCUAUGACUCCAAAGACCGCUACCCUUCACGGAAUGACAAUCGGAUCACAGGAGUCACCCGGUUUCGGUGGCCAAGCUAUGAAGUCGGCCAAUGGCCAGUGGCUUAACACCCCCGCUGGAAGCAUCCCUGCGUCAUAUAACUCAGGCUUCUCCUCUCCCAUGCAGCCUGGCAUGAACCAGAUCAGUGAGGUCAUGAUGAAGGGUGGCACCUCAAUGCCAGCCAAGCUCGGUGUUGGUUCAAACGCCGUCUCAUCCCAGGAAAUGAAGAGAAAGCGACGUCGGGAGUCCCACAACCUUGUUGAGCGCCGCCGACGAGACAACAUAAAUGAAAGGAUCCAGGAUCUCAGCAGGCUGGUUCCUACUCACCGUUUGGAAGAUGAGAAAAUUCGAAAGCUUAUCCAGAACGGGACACCUCUUUCACCUUCAUUGACCGGAAUUGCCAGUCCUCAGGCGACAUCAGGACUCGCUGGACCAGGCGCUCGGAGAGCAACCGGAACUUCUGCUGGCAAUAUCACAACAGGUCUUCCUAUCGAGGACAAGGAUAAGGGACCCAACAAGGGCGAUAUCCUCAACGGCGCCGUCAGCUGGACUCGGGAUCUGAUGUGGAUGCUCCAUCUCAAGCUUCAACAGCAGGAGGAGAUGAUGAACACUAUCGCCGAACUUGGUGGCCACUUUCCCUUUGAGAUGACAGAAGAUGAGCGCCGUAUGCAGACCGAGCUCAUGGAUGCCAUUACAAAGAGUGAGAAUGGUACUUUCUCUUACACGCGAACAGCUGGAUCUGGUCUGCGAGUGCCUCAACACACUGACUACCGAGGCGAUUCUCUGAAUGGAGGCAGCAGCCUUGACCCCGUUGCCAUUAGCCCAGAUGACAACCUCGAUCUGAAUGACACAAAUCAAUUCUGGCACGACCCUGAUGACAACAGCAACCAUGCUUCCGUCAACUUCAAGGAAGAGGAUGAGUAUGAUAUGGAUAUGACGCAGUAG
Molecule: messenger RNA, 1554 nt
Organism: Fusarium sp. VM40
Lineage: Eukaryota; Fungi; Ascomycota; Sordariomycetes; Hypocreales; Nectriaceae
Source: the annotation of a GenBank genome assembly